Molecule: messenger RNA, 1770 nt
Organism: Rasamsonia emersonii CBS 393.64
Lineage: Eukaryota; Fungi; Ascomycota; Eurotiomycetes; Eurotiales; Trichocomaceae
Product: Vacuolar protein sorting-associated protein vps17
Exons: 3
Coding region: 1-1770 (589 amino acids)
Biological process (GO): intracellular protein transport; retrograde transport, endosome to Golgi
Cellular component (GO): retromer complex; retromer, tubulation complex; endosome
Molecular function (GO): phosphatidylinositol-3-phosphate binding
Source: RefSeq, a predicted model, not a curated record
AUGGACUACUCCUCGAUAAACAACAAUGAUCCAGCCGGCCCAUCGCCAUGGGGAUCCCCGAGCGCGGACCGGCCGACCUUCACCGCGGCUGGCACUGCGGACAUCCCACCAAACCCCUUGCCUCCCAAUCAGCAAUCUCCCUACGGCGACGACCACGAGUCUCAUCGUCCAGAGAGUUCGGCGUCAGCUGGCGACGACGACGAGCCGUCCUCUCCCGAUCUUUCUGAGCGACUCCAGAGUGCGCAAUUAGGCGACCCCGACUACGUGGAACAGCCGCCGUAUGCCACUCCGCACGCGGCCUAUGUCCAGCACCCGCGAGCCCAGGCACCAGCACGUUACCAGACGGGAGCCAGACAGAAUGUCAGGCCCGCCGCUCCUACGUACAGGCUACAAGCGAAAGUCACGGGGCUGGAAAGGACAGGCAAGAAAGAUCCCAUCAUACGGUUUGAUGUCUAUACCAAUAUACCCAAGUUUCGAACGACCCAGUAUCGUGAUGUCCGCCGGACGCAUUCCGAAUUCAUCAAACUUGCUGAACACCUGAUCUCUUCGAAUCCUGAGGCGCUCGUACCGGCCGUGCCGCCACCGCUCACCCCAGCAGGCGCGGGGACAGAUGAAGACGAAAUGCGGGUCAAGGCGUAUAUGCAGCGAUGGUUGAACUACGUCUUUGGGAAUGAAGUUCUCAUCCAUGAUGACGAGAUAGUUCUAUUCGUGGAGAGCGAUUUCGGAUACAGCCCCGUUGUGAAGAUGAAACAGCCUGCCACGGGUGUUCGCAGGAAAGUGAUCAAGCAAUUUGCGCCGCCGCCAGACGAUACUCCGGAGCUGCUGAACGCGCGACCGGUGGUCAAGGCGUUUUACCUGGGUGCGAUGGACACGAGUCAGAAAGUGGAUCGCGUGGUGAAAGCACGGCGAGGACUCGGCCUCGCGGAGUCGGAUCUGGGCGUCAAGCUCGGACACAUGCAUGUUCAGGAGACCCAUUCUGGGUUGGCGAAUGCGUACCGCAAGCUUGGCAAGAUUAUCCAGACGAUUGGAGAUUACCAUGCCGCCCAGGGCACGGCAGAGGCAACGACUCUUGGGGAUCCGUUGAACUACCACUCCUCUGAUGCGUUCAUCGUCAAAGAGACGCUGACGAACCGUCACAUUCUCCUGCGGGAGUUGAUUCAAGCGCAGCAGUCUUCAAGGAGCAAGCGGGCGGCCGCGGACCGGUUGAAAGGCAGCACCUCGGUGCGGCCGGACAAGGUCGACGAGGCGAUCAGCGCGCUUGACGAAGCCAUCAGCCACGAGACCUACCUCACCAAGAAGACGCAGAGAGUCACAGCCAACCUCCUGAUGGAGAUGCGACGCUGGUUCAGUCGGACUUCGGAUGACGUUUUGGCGAGUCUUCGGGAAUACACGCUGCGUCAGAUCGAAGCCGAGCGGCGGGCCCUGGCGACGUUGGAGAGCGUGAGACCGGACAUCCGGGCGAUCGAUUCUUCAGGUGGAUUGAGUCGUUUGGGGCGCGAGUCGCACCCGGCGGCGCGUCGAGCCAGCCUGGCGUCGAGCCAAGGCCCGAAGGGCGAUGCGUGGAGCGGAGUGCCGCGGCGCAGCGACAGCCUGAGCCGGAGCAUUAGCGGUAGUAUCAUACCGACGCUGGCGGACGAUGAGGAGGCUAACGGCGAUGGUAAAGGCCGAGGCCGCGCGCUGAGCGGCGUGGCUUCGAUUCCAGAAGAGGACGAUGAGGACCGACUGGAUGCGAAGAACGCGGCCAGCCGCCUGGCGCAGAGCACGUUUUAA